GUAGAGGUGGAAAAAACAUUUUUUUUUAAAGAAAAGUAGAUUGCAGACCGUGAUAGUGAACUAUCAUGAUUUUUUUAAUAUUUUUCUAUCUAUUAUUUUGUGCUAAAAUAGUGAAUUCAUUUACACAAACAAAUAACAUUAUAAAGGAUAAUGUAUUGAUUAUUUUUGUUGACGACUGGCGAUAUCUGACGGAAAAGGAAGUAUACUUGCCAAAUAUUCAAAAAUUGGCGGGAAAAGGCAUUAAAUUUCGUAAUGCUUUUGCACAGCAAUCACUAUGCGCUCCGAGUAGAAAUUCGAUAUUAACAGGUCGUCGACCUGAUGCAUUACGCCUAUAUGACUUUUAUAGCUACUGGCGUGAUGUUGUUGGAAACUUUUCCACUAUGCCGCAAUUAUUUAAAGAGUUUGGCUUCGAUACUUAUUCAGUUGGAAAAGUUUUUCAUCCGGGAAAAAGUUCUAAUUUUACCGACGACUAUCCUUAUAGCUGGUCUGACAUUCCAUACCAUCCUCCAUCGGGGAAGUAUAAAAAUUCAGCAGUUUGCAAGGAUAAACAGACUGAAAAACUGCAAAGUAAUCUGAUAUGUCCAGUAACUGUUAAAACUCAGCCUGAUAAUACAUUACCUGAUUUGGAAACUUUAAACUAUUCUAUUGAUAUUUUAAAUCAAAGGAACAGGAGCAAGCCAUUGUUUCUCGCUGUUGGAUUUCACAAACCGCAUAUUCCGUUGAGAUACCCUCAUAAAUAUCUAAAAAGGGUUCCGAUCAGCGAAGUUAAACCUCCCAGCCAUUCUCAUAUGCCUAAAGGAAUGCCGUCAGUAGCCUGGCAUCCUUGGACGGACGUCCGUCAUAGAGAUGAUAUAGCAGCCCUAAACAUUUCCUUCCCAUUCGGUACAAUGCCUCCGAAAUGGGCGUUGAGAAUCAGGCAGAGUUACUACGCCGCGUCGUUGUACGUGGAUGACCUUAUAGGACGAUUGAUCAGACAUGUUGACAACAACACCAUUGUAGUCCUUACUAGCGAUCAUGGUUGGUCAUUAGGAGAAAACGGUCUAUGGGCUAAAUACAGCAACUUCGACGUGGCUUUGAGGGUGCCUCUGAUAUUCAGAGUGCCAGGGCUACCACCAAAAUCCAUAACUACCCCCAUCGAACUUAUCGACAUUUUUCCAACCCUAGUAGAACUUGUGGGCUUAAAAGUAUCUACACCAAAAUGUAAAGGCUUCAAUGAUAAAUCAACCUUAUGUUUUGAUGGAAAAAGUCUACUACCAUUAAUGAGAAAUCACAAAGUGAAUGCAAAUAUACGUAAAUCCUUUGCGAUUUCUCAGUAUCCACGACCAAGUGUUUAUCCAAUGGUUAUUUCUGAUAAACCAAGAUUAAAGGAUAUAAAAAUAAUGGGUUACACAAUAAGAACUAAAAGAUAUAGGUACACUGAAUGGGUAUCGUUUAAUAACACACAGUUUACUAGGAACUGGGAUAAAAUAUAUGGUGUGGAGCUAUACAAUCACAUAUUAGAUGAUGAGGAAUCGAAUAAUUUGUAUUUGGAUCCAAAAUAUAUACAUGUUAGACAAAAAUUGUCUAUAUUACUUAGGCAACAAAUAGAUCCAGGCCUUUACAGUUAGCGUCACGAAAGUUGAUAAAGGUGAUGCCUUUUUGAACUGCGGAACUAUAGGCAUAACGCAUAGGUAAAUGAAUAGGUUCCUGUGGCGGUUGAGCGGUGUGGGGAGGCAAUUGAAAACAGGCUGUUUUUCGUACUACUCUAAGAGUAGUACGGAAGACCUCUAUACUACUCUUAUUAAGAGUAGUACAGAAAACAUAGCCUAUGUUUGUGAUUGGCCGGUCACUCAAAAUAGUUAGCACCCACUAACUUUUUGUCUUUGUCAUUUGCAUGGGAUUACGUAACAGAGAGCACCCUAUACUAACUUCCGUGGAUAGAGUAUAGCUAGCUGUUGUUGGUGCUAUGGCUCAUCGGGUUUUUAACAUGAAAACUUAUACUAGAUUUUCAACUUUCGUGCCGCGUGCUGGAGCCUUUGAGCUAGUAAAAAUAACAAUGUUCUAAUACUCAAUAAAGUAGGUUUAGCUUAAAAAUAGUGUUACUAUUAGUAAAAGUUUUUCUGGUAUUCUUAUCUAUACAGAACACACUGUGAAUAAGCAUAAAAUAACUAUAGUUUUAUUUUUUAUCUAAGUUAUCAAAUACACAAAUAAGUUUAUAUUUAAGUUAUACUUUUAAACAUAUCCACUGAGUCCAAUAAAACUACAACCGGUCUUACAACAGUUUUAAACAAGCAUUAUUUCAAAAUGUCAAAAAGUUAUUUUUUUUUCUAGCCUCUAGUUUUAUUCAAUGCACUAUGGUUUCCUGAUUCAUUAUUUAUUUCGUUAUCAGUUGUUUAUAAUUUCUUAGUAAUAAGACAGUAAAUAUUUUAUUUCAUUCCAAAUACAAAAUAUAGUACAUAACAUGUAAAUUAACGAUAUGAUAACCG
Molecule: messenger RNA, 2465 nt
Organism: Maniola jurtina (meadow brown)
Lineage: Eukaryota; Metazoa; Arthropoda; Insecta; Lepidoptera; Nymphalidae
Gene: Ids
Product: iduronate 2-sulfatase
Exons: 4
Coding region: 66-1607 (513 amino acids)
Molecular function (GO): iduronate-2-sulfatase activity
Source: RefSeq, a predicted model, not a curated record